Theobroma cacao (cacao) is the source of this 639-nucleotide messenger RNA. RefSeq names its product basic helix-loop-helix (bHLH) DNA-binding superfamily protein (gene DYT1). NCBI's taxonomy places the organism in Eukaryota, Viridiplantae, Streptophyta, Magnoliopsida, Malvales, Malvaceae. Gene Ontology annotation, molecular function: protein dimerization activity; sequence-specific DNA binding; DNA-binding transcription factor activity. Gene Ontology annotation, cellular component: nucleus. Gene Ontology annotation, biological process: regulation of DNA-templated transcription. The record is from RefSeq and is a predicted model, not a curated record.
AUGGAAUUUGGAGGCUCUGGCAUGAGUGACCGAGGUCCCAGAAGAGGAAGAAUGGGCCGGAGAAGGCUUGAAGAUGAUGAGGAGGACCAAGAGUUCAUAUCAAAGAACCUCCAUGCCGAGAGACGGAGGAGGCAGAAACUCAGUGACAGGCUCCUGACUCUGCGUUCAUCAGUCCCAAUAAUCACAAAUAUGAACAAAGCAACAAUAAUUGAGGAUGCAAUUACUUACAUCCAAGAGCUGCAGAAGAGUUCACAGGUUCUCACUGAACAGCUACUCGAAAUGGAAGGAUCGUCUGAAGAGGGAGGAAAGCCAAUGGCAGAUGAAAUUGAUGCUGCAGAAGAUAUGAAGAAUUAUGGGAUCAAGGAAGAUGUUAAUGUGACCAACAUUGACGGGAACAAGCUUCUGAUAAGAAUUAUCCUUGAGAAGAGAAGGGGUUGCUUCACUAAAUUGAUAGAAGCCAUGAAUUAUCUUGGCUUUGAGCUUUGUGAAACUAAUGUUACCACCUGUAAAGGAGCAAUGCUUUUUUCAUCCUGCGUACAGGGAACUUAUGGGGAUAAUAUCGUGGUAGAGCAGACCAAGGAAUUUCUGUUAGAGAUCAUGAGGGGCAUUAGAGACUGUUCUGAAUGUGCUACUGAUUAG